CCAUCAAAUGGCAGGUAAUUCUUACUACUGCGGGUAAAUAUGCCGCCAAACUGCUAGUUCCUUUGAUAGUUUUUUGUUGUUGAAAUGGGGAUAUGAUUGCAUCUUUGGUGGGAAAUGCAGUUAGAGGAAUUUGAACGUGCAGUGAGGUCAAGUUAUGGCAAAGUCUCAAGUGAGGAAGUGAGAAAUAGGCACCGAGACUUUAUAACUGCCAUUGAGGAUAAGAUUGUGAAAAUUGAGCAUUCGUUAAGUGAAUCAGUCAAUCCGGGAGGCAAGGCGUCUCUACCUUGGUUGCAUUUAGAUGAAGGCGAACAGGUUGAGCUUGCUUUGUUUCUUUCAGGAAUGCCAGCAGCUAACAACAGGUAUGUUGAAGAUCCACAGUCAAGUGAAAACGUUGCAGCCAGUAAUUGUUUGAAGGAUUUUCGUGUUUCAUCUGGAUGGGACGACUCAAAUGAGGAGAUAUCACAUGGGCAUCGUCGGGCAGCCAGUGCUAGUGCUGAUAUUGGUUUUUGGAAAGUUUCAGUUCAUGAUGAUGCACAGCAGUGGAGUUCCUCAAGUGGAUCUUCUGGUCCAAUGCACAAGGUACCGAGUUUAUUAGGAUUUCUAAGUUACAUGGAAUCCGUGUCCAAGUUAAAGUGGCCUAGGAAUGGUUAUAGAAAGCUGAAAGCAGCGGAUCAUCAUAAAGAAACUGAUAGGGAACUACUUCCAACAGUUGGAUUGAAUAGGGUGUGUUCUUAAUCUGCACUUGUUCUCUCUAUCUCUCUCUCUCUCAUAACGGUAACUUGCUUGAGUGAUUUUUAUAUUGAAAACAUGGAAACAAUACACGCUGUGAAAGAAGUAAGAGUGGCCUUGAUAGUUGUGAUGAAACCUAUGACAAACAACUCUAUGGAUGGUAUUGUGCUAUUGGGAGACAACUUCAAAGAUCUCAAUACCAAAUGCAAUACAGUCAGCCUGUUCGAAUAGCUGUUUGGAUUGUUGUUCUCCUUUCUUUCAUUGCUUUAAUUACAUUCCACGAAAUGUAAAAUGAAGAUAUAGAUGCCCGAUCUAUCAAUUUGUAGCUGGAGACAUCUCGAGGUACAGACAAGUUUUUGAUGCAAAUUCAUAUAGUCCCACAUUGUCACUUGAGCAGGAGAGAUAGAAUGGAUUUUCUGGAUUCUCACUUAAGCUUUGGUACUACAGUUAGAGUCUACCAUAGGCACUUCCUCAUUUUGUUUUUUGCUUUUCAAUCUGUUUCUCCCCUCCCAUUUCAAAAAUAGUCGAAGAAGAGCUCUCUGUUGUACUAUAUAAUAGUAAGAUGGAAAUGAUAAAAGGGGAUUAGCCUAUUUGAUAUUGUAAUGUG
This is a messenger RNA of Glycine soja, 1336 nucleotides long. RefSeq lists its product as uncharacterized. The coding region runs from base 115 to 735 and encodes 206 amino acids. The record is from RefSeq and is a predicted model, not a curated record. The transcript has 2 exons. Lineage: Eukaryota; Viridiplantae; Streptophyta; Magnoliopsida; Fabales; Fabaceae.